Molecule: messenger RNA, 5883 nt
Organism: Tachysurus vachellii
Lineage: Eukaryota; Metazoa; Chordata; Actinopteri; Siluriformes; Bagridae
Exons: 6
Coding region: 3873-5483 (536 amino acids)
Molecular function (GO): protein dimerization activity
Source: RefSeq, a predicted model, not a curated record
UGGCUGAAGAGCGGCUCGUACAGUGAAGUUGUGACCGCAUAAGGCUUAUCAGGUGUGACUCACCUGGAGUAAAAAGUUGGUCAGCCCUGGUCUCAACAGUCAGCUCAGAAACCUCCAGUCUGAGAGAACUUCAUCUAACUGUGAAAACACUGGAUCUAUCCUGUAAUAAUCUAGGAGACUCAGGAGUGAAGAGUCUCUUUGCUGGACUAGUGAAUCCUCACUGUAUAGUGGAGACACUGAGGAACAAGUCUGAGGUGACUCAGGAAGCAGUGGCAAGGAAAAACUCCCUUGAACAUGAAGUUGGCAUCUCCUCUUAGUAUCACAGAGUCUAACUGGAGCUGGUAGCUCUCUAGAUGCCUCAGGAUUCUCACAGGGUCAGCCUCAUCUCAGUGGAGGUCCAAAAUCUUCAUCGCACGGAAAACAAUCGGAGCUGGUAGAAUUUCUGGAUGCCUCGGGAAGGGUGGAAAGAGAGAAGCAGUGGAUGCCUCGGGAUGGGUGGAAAGAGAGAAGCAGUGGAUGCCUCGGGAUGGGUGGAAAGAGAGAAGCAGUGGAGAGGGAUUAACGUAGCUGCUUUUCAUAAUAUUAGCAAGCACUAGAUGAUAAUCUGCAUUUGGUCUGAUGUAAUAGAGCACAAUAUUAUGGAGACUCUGGAGUGAAGAGUCUCUCUACUGUACUGAAGAAUCCUCACUGUAAACUGGAGACACUGAGGUAAGAUCAUCUCUCUGAGAGUCACAUGACCUGCUCCUCUGUAAGACACAUUCUCUAAUAGUAAGACUGAAGCAGAUGUUUUAGUGUUCAUCAUGAUGUACUGAGGAGGAAAAUUGUUUCUUUUCACUGAGCACUAAUGAUUCUUCACAGACUCUGACAUGACAAUGUGUCUGAAAGUACUGUGAAAUUUACUAAAACAUUGUAAAUAAUUACACAAACUGCAGUUGGGACACAAACUGAAUGUACUGUGUGAGUUGCAGGGUUUUAAAAGCAGCAGUGAAAUGGAAGUGAUGUGAAAAAUAGUGCUUAAAAACAAAAGUUACACAAGUGGCUCUGGUCAAGUCACACUUUCAAAAUAUAGAAUUGAUGGAUGUACAUUUAAAAUGUUUCUUUAAUUUGAGGAACAAAAUGGACAAUAAGGCUGCACGAUAAUAGAUUAUUUAUAUAAAUAAUAGAUAUUUUGCUCCAAAUUUUAAUCAUGAUUACUAAUCAUGUUUAUUCUGCUAUUCAAAUAAAUCAAAAUAAUAAAUUAAUAAUUAAUAAUUAAUUUGCUCAUGAAUUUUAUCUAAAUGUUUUUAUGUUAUAAAAUGAAUUUUAUCUAAAUGUUUGUAUGUUAUAAAAAAAACCAACAGAACAGAAAUGCAGUAGGUCUCUAUAUUUAAAAAGAAUUUGAAAAUAUUACAUUUCAUUCAAAAUCUGUUAAUAUCAGGUUACGUGACUGUAGGUAGGCCUGCAGCUCACAAACUGCGCUUAGUUCCUGGUUGAUAGAUGGUCUUUGUAAGACUCGUUCAGUAGCUUUAUAGAAGCUUGCCAAGGUCAACACAUUCCUUGGAGUGACUAUGCAUUAAUACAGGGGUUUGCUGUGCUGUGGCAUAAAACCGCUAAAUGUGGCACUGUAUUUCAAAGCGUGCAUUUAAAAGUAUGCACUCAUUGGUCAGUAGUGAACUUGCAAAGAGAGUGUGAAUUAGUCAAUCCAGGUGAAAAAUAAAUUUAGUUUAUAAUCUGUAGACUCAGUCCAUAAUAAGAAAGAACCAUUUGCACUCUUACCUCAGGUAUUUGAAUAGGCUAAUUUUGAGCUUAGCAAGGCUGUAUACUCUACUUAAUCUACAAGAGGUAUUUAACGAAAGCUUAGCCAGUGCACAGCUGCUAUAGGGCAAUUCUCACCUUGUUUCCAUAAAACCUAAAUGGUGACCUAAAUUGGAGACUGGUAAGUUUUUUAUACAGUGAUUAUACAUUGCUCUCCAAGGUUUUUGGCAACAGAUUGAGUAAAGUCUAAUAACAAGUAAUCCAUCCUGAUCAGACAGAUUGUGUCCCAGGAAGAUUAAUUUUUGAUAAUAUUUCUUUUAUCAGAGAUAUUUUGGAUAUCAGUAAGAGUCUUUAGUCAAGUGGCAAUAGACCAACAAAAGGUUUUUAACAGAGUCGUGCACAACAAUUUAUGGAAUGUGUUAACAGCAUUUAGUUUUAAUCCUGAUUUUUUAUCUGUGCUAAAGGUAUGAUAAUGUUGAAAGUAUACUGAAAGUUAACGGUGACUAACAUACUUGUCUGGUACUUUUGUCUUGUCUGGUAUGUUGUACACUUUAGCAAUAGAGCCACUCCUAAACAACUUUCAAGUUUACAGACGUUUUUAUCUGAUUUAAAUUGAAGCCAUAUUGGAUUAGAUUGAUGCCUUUUGGAUAGUUUAUCUUCAUCCAGGAGGGGGGCACGGUGGCUUAGUGGUUAGCACGUUCGCCUCACACCUCCAGGGUCAGGGUUCGAUUCCUGCCUCCACCUUGUGUGUGUGGAGUUUGCAUGUUCUCCCCCUCGGGGGUUUCCUCCGGGUACUCCGGUUUCCUCCCCCGGUCCAAAGAUGCAUGGUAGGUUGAUUGGCAUCUCUGGAAAAAUUGUCCCUAGUGUGUGAUUGUGUGAGUGAAUGAGAGUGUGUGUGCCCUGGGUUGGCACUCCGUCCAGGGUGUAUCCUGCCUUGAUGCCCAAUGACGCCUGAGAUAGGCACAGGCUCCCCGUAACCCGAGGUAGUUCGGAUAAGCGGUAGAAGAUGAAUGAAUGAAUCUUCAUUCAGGAGAGUCUGAUAUACCUUUGGUGUUUUUAAGAGAUGGAAGGAGUUGUUUUGAACUUUGAAGGAGUUGUUGAAAAUGUAAAGGGUCACUUUUAUAUGCAUAUACCCCCCCAACAGAAAAAUCACAUCAAUAUUUAGUAGCGCCUCCUUUAGAAGAAAUUAACAGCCUCUAGACCAGAGGUACUCAACUAAAAUUUAAAGAGCUCCAGUAAGAGAAAAUUUCUUGAAGCAAAAGUCCGGAAUGUCUAAAAGAUCAUAAUGUCUAACUAGUUAAUGUGAUAUAUUUUUAAUUAGCCUAGUAGUUGUAUCAACAUCUGCAAGCAAUCAAUACCUGACUGUCAAAUCAAAUAAAUUCAGUACAAUUCAAAAACUUUUUGACAGUAUUUAUUAGAGUUGGGGUACUCGAACUCGGACUCGGACUCGAGUCCGGACUCGAGUCCAAUUUUGAAUGAACUCGGACUUGUCACGCACUCGGGUGAAUUUGUACUCGGACUUGACACGGACUUGAACAUUUUGGACUCGGAAAAUAUUCCGAGUACAGUCGAGUCCGCGUCAUGUGUAACAAUAAAACCAGCAUAAAAUUGAGAUGAGAAAUUAAUUAAUGUUCCCGUUUGUCAUUUUACUGCCACCACACCGGCAGGCAGCAGUAGCAUCAUCUUAUGCUUGCAGACGAAACACACACAUCACUCACUGGAUAUCAAUCUGUGGCUAGGACGAUGUCUUCAAAGUCAGCAAUAAUUUGUUUUGCUUACGAAAAUCAUAAAGAAUUUAUUUGCAAGACAUCCGGUAAAAAGAAGCACUCUGCGGAUUGCAAAUUUUGCAAAACAACUCUUACUGAUGUUUCUGGCACGACUUCUACCGACAUGUUCAGAGAAAACAUAAAGAAAGAAUAAGAGAGUACCAAAGACAGCAGCAGCAACCAACAGACCAACAGCCCAGCAUUGCAGGAUUUGCAAGACCAGAAUUGACCAAACAAGCAGUGCAACUUUAUGAUGCAAGUUCUCCAAGACAACAAGAAAUUCAUAAUGCCAUCAUUAAGGAUCUCCUCAUUGGCUGCACUUUACCUCUGUCAAUUGUUGAAAAUCAGCAUUUCAGGCAUUUCUUGAAAGUAAUGGACAACAAAUACACUCCCAUUGCAAGAAAAACAAUCACUGAAAAACACAUUCCUUUGUUGGUUGAUCAGGUGAAAGAUUCAAUUAAAAGGAAGCUCCAGACCCAAUCAUCUGUGUCCAUAACUGCUGACAUAUGGUCUGAUCGAACCAUGCGGUCCUUCUUCGGUGUUACUGCCCAUGGAUUAAACCAAGAUGGAAAUCAGCUGGAGUCCUUUCUUUUAGACUGUAGGCGGUUUUGUGGCAGACACAGUGGAGACAACAUAGCCAUGGCAUUUGACGAGAUCAUUGAUGAAUAUAACAUAGCAAGUAAAGUCAGGUACAUUAUUACUGAUAAUGCAGUCAAUAUGAAGUGUGCAUUCAAAGUCAAGCUACCACAGGAAGAGCAGCACAGUGAUGGCAGUGAUGCAGAAGAGGAAAACUUAGAUGAUGAGAGUCUUUGGGAGGAUGUGACCUGGGAAGACGAGACUAUCAUGGUGAGAACAAGACAAAGGCUGUCAUGUUUUGCACAUUCUCUGCAAUUAGUUGUACAUGAUGGAAUGAAAGAAGCCAAGGCCUUUUCUUCAGCACUUACCAAAAUGUCAAAAUUAACCUCAUUACUUCACACAAGUACUACAUUUAAAGAACGAUUUGAGGCUAAAUUUGGGACAGAUAGAUCAAUUCCUGCAGCUACAUCCACACGCUGGAACAGUACAUUCAAGCAGCUACAGGCCCUUACAGCACUUGACCAUAGGGAUCUCACACAAAUUUGCAGUUCAGACUUUCAACAUGUUCUUUUUUCAGUUCGUGAAUGGAAUCAACUGAAGAAUUUAGGUUCUGUUCUCUUUCCUUUUGCGGAAGCAACAGACCUUACAGAGGGUGAGAAAAUGGUCACUAUUAGUAUGGUGGUCCCCACUGUACUUGAUUUAAACACUCAUCUGCUCCAAAUAUCAGAGUCACAAAGUCAUUGCCGGCCUCUAGCCACAUCCCUUCGGCAAUCACUUUUAAAGAGAUUCUCUGGGAUCUUUGUGAGAACCAAAAUGGUUGAGCAAAAUGGGAAAGAGGACCAGUUCAACCAUAAUGUCUAUUUCUUGGCAACAAUGCUUGAUCCUCAGUUUGGCCUGAACUGGGUUGAUCUAGAUGUAACCAACAAUGAGAGUCCAGAUUCGGUGAAGAAAUUCAGAGAGGAUCUGAAAAGAACACUUAUAGAUUCUUUGACUGCAGAAGUUGAGGCCACAGCAGAUGGAGACAUGCUGCAUUCUGGAGGUGAUGUUGAUGAAACCUCAGAUUCUCCUCCUGGCAAAUGCCCACGACUUCUAGCUCGCUAUCGAGCUCACAAGCACCUGAGUCACUCAGCUAAGGAUGCAUGCAUUUCAGCUCAGAUACACAAGUACUUUGAUGCCAUUCAAAACACAGACACAAAUACAGCACUUGAAUUUUGGUCGACAAACAGGGAGAAAUUCCCACAGCUUUACUCUCUGGUUGUAAAAGUGCUGUCUAUUCCAGCAUCCUCUGCACCAGUAGAGCGUGUCUUUAGCAAAGGUGGCCUCAUCGUGAGACCACAUCGUGCACGCUUAACUCAUAAAAUGGUCACAGCGCUUGUAUUUUUGAAAAGCAAUAUGGCCCUGGUUUAGUGCUUGACUGUGCACUAUAGUACUGUACAUUUCAUGUUCAGUGUUCAUUACAACUCAUGUUACAAGACCAGAGAGCUGUGUUCAGAAAGGAGUUUGUUGUUGAUUAAGCACCGUAAUAAAGCUUUAAGUUUGUUGUUAUGACUAGCUGAUAGAUUUAAACUCUAGUCUGAGUAUUUCCUCAGCCUAUUUAAAUGUGGGGGAGAGGCAUUAAAUAAUUGAAAUGUCAGCUUUAACUGGAGGAUAAUAUAUUGUGAUACAAUAAUAAAACGGGUUCAUUUGUAUUUUCAUGCACUUGUAAUACAAUAAAAGUUCUACAUAUAACCUUCUUUUCUUUGAAACCUUUUUUGAUAGGAAACUAGUUCUGUUGACAUAAAAUAAAAAUGUUCAAUGGCAAUGACAA